GAGGGGCAGGCAGCUGGUGACAGCCAGAGUCAACCGCUCCCCCAACAGUCGCUCAACUGGCUCAAACUGAGCAAUAACUCGCGCACAGUUGGACUGAAGACACCUCUGAAGCCGCCGGGUCUGACUUCACACUGAGCUGAUGCUCCGGAUAAUGCCGCUGUUUACCGACCGAGGCAGCGCUGUUGCAUCGAGUGGCAGCAUAUGUCCCGUUAGCUCCGGUAACUUUGGGAAUCCAGCUGGUAGUAUUUAGGUCUUGUCCGACGAUACGUUCUGGUGAAGCCCGCAGUUGUUAUCCGGCUUGGUUUCGCCUGUCAGCCCGCUGACAACACGCCAGGUGGUCGCCUACUACUCCAAGAUGGGUGACAUAAACCCAUCGACAUCCCGUGCAUUUCAGUCUGAGGGCUUCAGUCCAUCGUACAAAAGGAGGAGGACAGUUGAGGAUUUUAACAAGUUUUGCACUUUUGUUUUGGCCUAUGCUGGCUACAUCCCAUAUCCAGAAGAAGACUCCCCCCUACGCAGUAGUUCCAGUCCUCCCAACAGCACAGGCAGCACAGCAGACAGUGAUGGCUGGACGCCAGGACCUUCACCUUCCAGUGCUCAGCGCCCCUCCAAAGUCCCCCAGGAGAGGAGCCGUAAGCGAGCACUGCCUGCUGCCGCAUUGUCUAGUCACACCAAGAAAGAGGAGUACUCGUCGUCUCUGCAGCACACAAAUGGCAACUUUCACCCAGAUGACUGUCGAAAAGCCGAGAAGCUGAAGAAGAAGAAAAGGAGGAAGGAGAAGGACGAUCCAAAUGAGGAGGAAAGUCAGCAGACCUACUUCCCACAGCUGCAGUCCCCCUUCUCCUUCAACGGCCACACAGUAAAACAGGAGCCUGAAGAUGAUUUCAGCAUUCCCCUCCACCCUCAGCGAUUGCACAGCCCACCACCGUGCAAAGAGGAGCAGAAUGAAGAGCAGCCAUCCUGGGACGGGCGGGACCUCAAGGAAGGCGUGGUGAAGGUGCAGAAGGUGGAGGGCGUUCCAGGGAACAGAACCGUGUUCCGACAGGGGAAGCAAGUGGUGUUUAGGGACGAAGACGGAUCAGGGGAGGACGAGGACAUCAUGGUGGACUCAGAUGACGACUCGUGGGACCUGGUGACUUGUUUCUGCAUGAAACCUUUCGCCGGACGGGCCAUGAUCGAGUGUAACAAAUGCAACACCUGGAUCCACUUGUCCUGUGCCAAGAUCCGCAAGAGCCACGUGCCAGAGACUUACGUGUGCCAGAGCUGCCGAGAAGCUCACGGACUCCCAGACGCCCGUCGCUCGCACCGCUCGCGCGUCGGGCCGCGCAAACAUCUGUUGGACUGACCCUUGGAAACUGCACUCUGACCUCUUCCAACGUUGUCUCACUUCACCUGCCAGAUCGAUCCUUCCUCCGAUUCAGGUCUUGCACCCGUCAGUCUCUGUCUGUCAUGCAUGGUCAUGAAUCUAGAUGCUCUAAGGACUCGUGUGGACCUGGUCCAAGCCAGUUACUCAUUUGAAAUGUGUCAUUUUAGAGUAACAGGUCCUUCAUGUUCUCUACUGACUCGGAGCGUAAUGCAAUCACUCAGUCAGACGGCAUUAGUGAACACUGGAAGCAUUUGAAAUGCCGUUUGGAGGGAGCUUUUGUUUUUGUUUUUUUGAAGGACAUGACAACAUGAACAUCCCUCAAGCCCUUUUCAGACCAAACUGGACAUAACUCUUCUUCAUUGUACAUCAUACCCGUUGAGAACAAGCCAAGCCUUGUCUUAUUGCUUCAGAGGGGCGAUAGCAAUAAGCUGAGGCCAACUCCACCAGAACAAAGAUGUAGAUGCUGCGUCCGCUUCAUCUGUCUAUUAUGUUGUCAAGGAUUUUAGCCCAACCAAACCAACACCAUCCACGUUGUCUUCAAAUCGCCGCUGUUCAGCCAUUCAAGGAGUUUUUUAACCUGCUUUUGGGAUUUUUUUUUUCUAUCACUGAAUUAAUUUAUUUCACAGUUAAGUUUGUCACCGGGAUGGAAACAUGGUGGGGUUUGUUUCUUAUAGUAUUCAAUCUCACAGAUUUUUUUACGUUUAUCUGACGUGGCUUAAAAAAAAAAACAUCUCAUAGGAGGAAUUUUCGUGUUUAAGCAUCAAGAGAAUCAAAGAGUAACUUCACGGUUCAUUCUCUUCUGAUCCGUUUACCAGAGGGUCGGCAGCACUCUUGGUGGCCUGGAAUAUUCUGGAAAAGGUGUGUUUCUCAGUCAAUGGAAAUGGAAUUGGUGCACCAGUCCCAGCUUAGAUGUCCCGUUCUGACCCAUCUCACCGCAGUAUUCUCGCCUCCUCGUGCACUCGUACAGUAACUUUGUUACUUGGUGUGCUUGGGAGGGAUUUUAAGUUGUUGCUCACGUGCCAAGUACAGCUGGGUCUGUUGGCUGAAACUCUGUUCUUCCCAGUUAGGUAAAAGCCAUACACAGGAUUGACGCGUGUCACAGUUCCAUGAACUGAGAUCAGGUUUUCCACUUGAGAAUCUCAGACCCAACCUCUUCAAAUGACUUCUCUGAAAUUCACAAAAGUGUUUCACCCUUGCUGAACUAAGUCUAUUUUUGGUACAAAGUGUAUGGCUGGAGGUUGAGAAGAUGUUUGGCCUACACGUGUAAUUUUCCUUUUCAUAGCGCUCAUUGUAAUGCAGCUUGUUUACUGUGACCCUGGGUUGCCUGAUCCCUCGUCAAGAAAGCGUUGUCUGUACUGUGGUGCAAACUGUUUCUAUGAAACUACUGUAAAAUAUUGUAAAUAAAGA
Molecule: messenger RNA, 2773 nt
Organism: Synchiropus splendidus (mandarinfish)
Lineage: Eukaryota; Metazoa; Chordata; Actinopteri; Syngnathiformes; Callionymidae
Gene: phf13
Product: PHD finger protein 13
Exons: 5
Coding region: 356-1345 (329 amino acids)
Biological process (GO): mitotic chromosome condensation
Molecular function (GO): chromatin binding
Source: RefSeq, a predicted model, not a curated record